AUGGCACAGUUAGCAUACCUCCAGUCUAGUUCAAUUGAGAGGAAGAUGGCACUGAUUAUGGUGUGUAACAGUAUAACUAUAUUAGCACGCUCUAUUUGGUGGCGUUGUCAUGGUUCCUUUUAUCCAAGUAUCAUGGACGGGAUAGUGCCAAAGGAACAGCAGGAUAAGGUUGUCAAAUUUGACUUUCACGGGCAGCCAGCAGAAAUCAAGCAUGGUAGUGUUGUUAUAGCAGCAAUAACUAGCUGCACAAACACCUCAAAUCCUAGUGUUAUGCUUGGUGUUGGUCUUGUAGCUAAGAAAGCCUGCGAGUUGGGUCUUGAGGUUAAACCAUGGGUGAAGACAAGCCUUGCCACUAGAUCAGGAGUUGUCACGAAGUACUUGCUUCAGAGUGGCCUUCAAGAAUACUUGAACCAGCAAGGAUUUCAUACUGUUGGCUAUGGUUGUACCACUUGCAUUGGAAACUUUGGUGAUCUCGAUGAAUCUGUAAUUAAUUCCACUGAAAACCAAACAAAUGAAAUUGCAAUCUUUAUAUAUAACUUUGGCACUAUUUUGUAUGGGAGGCGUGCGUCACAGCUGCUGAAGGAGAUUGACUCCUCUGAGGCUGGUCAGCUUGCGCCAUUCAACACUGAUGUGUUUGAUCAGGUGAUUAGAGAGUGCAGUGAGCACAAUUCACAAUUUCAAUCACUGAUCAGGAAAAUGGUGGAGCAAAACUUAGAUAUUGAGACAACUAGAAAUGAGGAUCACUAUGGUGCAGCUAUCCACCAUCGUUCCCUGCUCUGUAACAAAAGAUGCCUUAUGGCUUACAUGUACAAUCGAGCAGAAGUUAUUCAGAGUUUUAGACGGAAAGUUGGCCCUGUGCUUCCUCAUGACAUACAAGAAAAGCUCCAUUUCUCAGAGAAAGAGUACUUCAAGAACCACUCUGCAGCCAUUAAAUCAUACAUAUCGGAGAUGGAUAUAGAUUUGACAGUAGUAUGGACAAGGUUCCUCCCAAGGAUCCUUACAUUCAGGUUCGGGUCUUUGGAGGACAUUGGUGAAGUAUCUCUUGGUGACCAUUCUGUAUCAUUGACCAAGAACUCACUCCAUUUCCUAAGGCGCACAGAUGCUGAACAAUUUAUAUCACAGGAUGUGUGGCGCUUCUUCUCUUCAGUGCUGCUGCCUAUGGAAUAUCACCCUUGUGAUGCUUGA
This is a messenger RNA of Miscanthus lutarioriparius, 1185 nucleotides long. NCBI's taxonomy places the organism in Eukaryota, Viridiplantae, Streptophyta, Magnoliopsida, Poales, Poaceae. The record is from the annotation of a GenBank genome assembly.